AUGCAUCUCCCAGACUCCUCGGUCACUAAAAGUGUGCAAGAGAAAGAAAGGCGGCUGCUGGAGUUUUGGCCAUUCGCUGUUGCGCCUCGACAGGAGGUCGGCAGUGAAAUUUCCCGGUAUUACCCGCCCGGGGUUAUUCUGGAGUAUGAGUUACGAGACAAAAGUCGCGAAACGAAAGAAAUCGAUUUACUUCACCUUUCCCCCGAGUAUGUAAAGACUGAUGUCGAAGUUCUUGUGAAUCAAGUCACUUUUGAAGAGCCAUUAAUCAGUGAUAAUCGAAAACCACAGCUACGACGCUUAAUCUACAAACUGAUUGAAAAACUUGAAAAUAACGAAAAUAGUGACUACUAUCUAUUCAAAAUUCUCAGGGCGCAUAUUCUGCCUCUGACGAAUUGCGCAUUUAACAAGCAAGGUGACAAAUUCAUCACUGGAAGUUAUGACAGAACUUGUAAAAUCUGGCGAACUGAAACUGGGGAAGAAUUGCUGACUCUUGAAGGUCAUCGUAAUGUGGUUUAUGCGAUCGCGUUCAACAACCCCUGGGGUAAUAAAAUCAUAACAGGAUCUUUCGACAAAACGUGCAAAAUCUGGAAUGCAGAUAAUGGUGACCUCUAUCAUACGUAUCGUGGACAUGCCACCGAAAUUGUUUGCUUAUCCUUCAAUCCUCAUGGAAUCAUUGUCGCAACUGGUUCCAUGGACAACACGGCCAGGCUGUGGGACGUGGAGUCCGGGGAGUGUCUGCAUACACUACUUGGCCACACUGCAGAAAUCGUGAGUUUAAAUUUCGACACCAGCGGACAGAAAAUAAUAACGGGCUCGUUUGAUCACACCGUCAAGGUCUGGGAUGUAAGGACUGGUCGUUGUAUUCACACAUUGGCUGGGCACAAUGGUGAAAUCUCAAGCACGCAGUUCAACUACCAAUCUGAUUUGUGUAUAAGCGGCUCCAUCGACCGUACAUGUAAGGUUUGGGAUGUUUCCAGUGGCCAGUGUGUGCAUACACUUCGAGGCCAUAAUGAUGAAAUUCUGGAUGUUUGCUACAAUGCUACUGGCUCAAGGUUGGUGACAGCUUCUGCUGAUGGGACAUCUCGUGUAUUCAACACCAUGACUGGAGCUUGUCAGUCCAUUCUAAUUGGCCACGAAGGCGAGAUUUCAAAGGUUGCAUUCAACCCCCAAGGUGUGAGAAUUCUGACUGCAAGCAGUGACAAGACGGCGCGCCUAUGGGACAUGGAAACUGGCGACUGUCUUCAGAUCCUCGAGGGUCACACUGACGAAAUAUUUAGCUGUGCAUUUAACUACAGCGGCGACACCAUCAUCACAGUAAAAACCACCACACCCGAGCGCUAUCUUGUAAAGCCGAAUCACGGACUGAUCCGAGAUGGUUGCACUGCUGAAAUAACGAUAAUUAUCGUAAGCACCAAAAAAAAAGAGAUCUUGAACAAAUUUACGCUGAACGGUCCAUUUGAUUGCAACGACAAAUUUUUGGUUCAAAGCGCCACGAUCGAUAAUGCCAUCAUGGAUGAUCUUGAAUCCAAAACAUCCCAUGAACUCGCAGAUGCUAUAACACGCCUUUUCUGCAAAAAGGAUAAGAAAGAAUUACACGCGAAAAAAAUCCCAGUGAGCCUUCUCUUCUUGGAUCCACCGUCAGAAGCUGCAAGUCUUGGUUCAGAGCGAGGCCGGCUCCUUCAUGGACCACUAGAAGCUACAGCUCCCGUCCCGAUACCUGGAACUCCGGAAGCUAUGUUUGCAGAAAUCGUUGCUCUUCGCAAGAAAUAUGAUGAUCUCGUGGCGUUCACUGUGAAUCUUACCGCUGAACGUGAUGCCCUCACCGCGGAUCUUGCGAUCGCUAAUUCUUCCCUCCAGCGUGAAUCUCUCGGUACGACAAUACAACAGCAAUAUGAAAACACCGCUUUAUACCAUCACGCGCCCAUCGCCCGUAGCUAUCCGCUCGGGCUAGUUGUCACAAUUAGUAUCGCAUCUUGCUUGCUUGGAUGGUGUAUACCUCAAAUGAUCAUGAAUAAAGACUGAUUAAAUAUGUACUGAUUGAUAUCAGAGCCGCACGCACUCGUGGUUAUAGAAUGAGACCAGGAUUUGUACUACUGCUGGGUACGACGUUUUUCAUUAGGACGCACCACUAAUAACGUCAUUUUGGAGAAUCUAAAGAGCCCCUUCUCCACUAAAGUGGCAAUGCAAGCAACAGACGCGGGGACCUAGCUUAUGGCGCACAAGAAUGUCCCGUGGCAGACAGCUAUCUGUCCUUGGCCUGGACGAGAGGAGCCUGGAAAACUCAGGCUUUGAUCUAGACCUUCAGGAUAUCGCGUUCUCAAACUCUUCACCGAGUUGAGUCGGGUGGUACUGCGGACGAGGGCAAGGCAGGGGUUGGCCUAAUGCGCUGGCCUAAUGUGACACAUCCC
This is a messenger RNA of Aureococcus anophagefferens, 2408 nucleotides long. RefSeq lists its product as hypothetical. The record is from RefSeq and is a predicted model, not a curated record. Gene Ontology annotation, cellular component: nucleus; cytoplasm. The transcript is spliced from 8 exons. Gene Ontology annotation, biological process: proteasome-mediated ubiquitin-dependent protein catabolic process; ubiquitin recycling. NCBI's taxonomy places the organism in Eukaryota, Pelagophyceae, Pelagomonadales, Pelagomonadaceae. Bases 1 to 2022 code for a protein of 673 amino acids. Gene Ontology annotation, molecular function: ubiquitin binding.